AUGGAACUCUUCUACUUCUUAACCAAAGAAGCCGAAAGCCCAGUAAUUAGGCUCUUAGAUUCCGGUAACCUUGUUCUUCAAGAAACUGUCACAAACGGUUCUGGAAGUCAUCUGUGGGAGAGCUUUGAUUACCCAAGCAAAACAUGGUUGCCUGGCAUGAAAAUUGGAGGUGGGUUAAAAAAUAGAUACUUGGUUUCAUGGAAGAACUUGGAUGAUCCAUCUUCUGGGGAAUGGACUUUAGUUUUGAAGAAAGAAUUUCUAGAUGAUGGUCUAACUUACAGUUAUGAACCAAAAAGCAACUCAUUAUUUACUGCGAGAAUAGAACUGGAUCACUCAGGCUUUCUCCAUUUAUACGUGUUGAGAGAUGGAACCACAGAAUGGUCCAAGAUGUACACAAUACCAGAUGACCAAUGUGACAGUUACGGGAAGUGUGGAGCUAAUGCCGUUUGCAGAGUUUACAGAGCACCAAUAUGCGAAUGUCUGAAUGGGUUCAUACCGAAAUCAUAA
Molecule: messenger RNA, 507 nt
Organism: Ziziphus jujuba (common jujube)
Lineage: Eukaryota; Viridiplantae; Streptophyta; Magnoliopsida; Rosales; Rhamnaceae
Product: S-locus-specific glycoprotein S13-like
Exons: 2
Coding region: 1-507 (168 amino acids)
Biological process (GO): recognition of pollen
Source: RefSeq, a predicted model, not a curated record